GUCGUCAACAGAGGACCCCGCAGUCCACUAUGGCGGUGCCCGGUGGAACUUUAAACUGUGAGGACUUUUCAAUGUUUCAGGAGGUGCUGAAGGUGAUGCGCACCAUCGACGACCGGAUCGUCCAUGCCCUGAACACCACUGUGCCCACAGUUUCAUUCUCAGGCAAAGUGGAUGCCACGCAAACAUGCAAACAGCUCUAUGAAACUAUGAUGGAGGCCCAUCUGAGCAGAGACCAAGCUAUCAAGUCAUGUAUAGCCCAGACAUCUGAAGUGGUUGGACAACUGCGUGAGGAAAGAGCCAAGAACAGUGAAAACCUGGCAAUCAUCAAACAACUCAGAAAGGAGCAGACCAAAUUAAAGCUAAUGCAAUCAGAGCUGAAUGUUGAAGAAGUUGUCAACGAUAGAAGUCUGAAGAUUUUCAAAGAAAGGUGCAGAAUCCACUACACGCCUCCGAAGGUGAAGUGAAGCUGUGGCCUCAGAACAGAUGCUUUACUCAAGGUUCAAAUCCAGACACUGUGACUGCUGCUUCUGAGUCCGGAGUGCAGUCACUUCACAUCAUGUGACAUCACACUUACACUAUAUUCCUAUGUGAUUGUUGUAUUACAUGCCCAUGCUGUAAAGCAGUGUUUCACGUGCUUCUUUAAUAAGAAACAUUGUACAAAAGGAGUGUUGUUGUUUUUUAAAAAAAGAUGGUGAAAAGUG
This is a messenger RNA of Solea senegalensis (Senegalese sole), 701 nucleotides long. It is a transcript of the gene mix23, whose product is annotated as mitochondrial matrix import factor 23. The coding region runs from base 30 to 464 and encodes 144 amino acids. The transcript is spliced from 5 exons. Lineage: Eukaryota; Metazoa; Chordata; Actinopteri; Pleuronectiformes; Soleidae. The record is from RefSeq and is a predicted model, not a curated record. Gene Ontology annotation, cellular component: mitochondrial intermembrane space; mitochondrion.